Botrytis sinoallii is the source of this 2775-nucleotide messenger RNA. RefSeq lists its product as uncharacterized. The transcript is spliced from 10 exons. The coding region runs from base 1 to 2775 and encodes 924 amino acids. Lineage: Eukaryota; Fungi; Ascomycota; Leotiomycetes; Helotiales; Sclerotiniaceae. The record is from RefSeq and is a predicted model, not a curated record.
AUGGAGAUUCGUCGUGGAACUGAUUGGCAUACGGAUUCGGAAAUCUCAAUGGUUCAGUUAAGACCGCUCAAGACUUCUCCCUCCACUAGAACCUCGACUGGCGAUAAUGAGGUUCAAUCGCAGAAUUCCGUGCCACAUAACAGCGCCGAAACAUCACAAAGUGAGCCUGCUAGACUCAAUGGCCGCCCGAAAUCAGAGUUAGAUGAAUUAUCUUUCACAGGAAGUCCCUCUCUAGGACAGAAGCCAAGAACUACAAAAGUCGACAUAAUCGGAGUUCCUGCUAUUGGAGGAGAUCCACAGAUGACAUGGAUGCCUGAAGCUAAAUUCACACAGGAUGGGCUCUUUCCACUUGAUAAUGAUAGCGAGGUGAAGUCGGCAUUUAUGAGAAUGACACCUGUAUCACCAGCUUACUCGAUGAAACAUUUUCAUAAAAGGAGACCUGCGUGGAUUGUCCGCGAUAUUCGUAGUCGUAAGGAUCUGAGCAUGGCUCGAGUUCUUUUGUAUGACCAUGGGUACCCGAAAGACGGUGAUACAUUGAAGCAAUUAGCUAGUAGGCUUCUGGAAAGUGUCAGAAAGCUAAGGUCAAUUGAGGAGGAAAAUCGUCCCCUUUUUUUCGUCUGUCACAGUACCGGGGGGCUAGUACUCAAAAUAGCUCUGACCGAUGCUCGAAGGCGCGGAGAUCCAAUUCUUCAUGAUUGUUAUGGUGUCACUUUUUUUGCAACACCACACAGAGGCUCGAGUUAUUUGUCGCAGCCAGGAUUUUCUGGCAGUAUCCGAACGAUCAUGGGUCUAUCACGGGAACUCCCAAUAUCCAUAUCAAGUCAGCUGGAACUAGAUCACCAUUCUCUGAAGCAAAUCGGGAAAGACUUUAAAGCUCUAGCCACGGAACUUAAAGUGUGGACCUUUUUCGAGACAAUAGAUUCAAACAUUACCGGUCCAGAUCAAGGUAAACCUUUUCAUGCACCUAUCACAUCUAUUAAAUCCGCAAUACUUAAUCUACGUAACGAGAGUGUAUAUCCAUUGGUGAGCACUCAUACAAAGUGUGCUGCAUUCGGCUCCGCAAAUGGGCAUACUAAAGAAGCUUAUUUGGUGGCGCUAGCCGCUCUGGUCGAGCAGGCUUGUAAAUUGAGUAAAAUCACCCACUGUGAAUUAAAUCUUGAACAAAGAGUGGAGGUAGAGAUCAAUGGUUUUUAUGAAGGCUCUGCUACCAUCCCAACUAACGAGCCCCCAAUCAGAGUCUGGUCAACAAACAGAUCUCUGCACGAUUUUACACGAAAUGGUCCGGCCAAGCUUUUGAAGGAACGAAGGGAAGAAGUAUCAGCUGCCCCAAUGGACGGACAAUAUUUACGUCACAAUACCCGUGCUCCAUAUUUGCCUAUGGAUAAGAUCACUUCUGAUGCCAAGAUCAAGGGUCACGCAUUUAUUCCUAAAUCAACAUCGAAAUUGAACCCUUUUAAGAGAGGUUCAAGCCCUUCUCCCCAGACUCGAGGAGCGACAAAGAUCAAAGCCAAAGGAUCGCUAGAUGUCAGCGAGAGUAAAAAAAUCGGACCGGUUCCGUCUCCGCCUACUUUGAUAAUGACCUCCGAUGUGGAUGACAAUGGAUUACAGCCAUCCAUUCGAAAGUCGCGAACUGAGAACGACGAAACAGCGACCAGGCCCGAGCCUCCCCGGAGGUACAGCGAAUCUCUGACGGCGCAGAGUUCUUUCUUGAGUCCACAUCGUGCCAGUCUUCAUCAAGAAAAAUCCUCGUCAUCUGCAGGACGUGAAGAAAUUGAAAUUGUUCUCACUCCCAGCGUACCUCCUUUACUGGACCCUAAUUUCUCGAACCUCAAGCUUACAUGGAUACAUGUACCGUUCAACAAUCCUACCUGGGUCCCAGAUGUUCUUGAAAGAAUAUCGAACGAAAAGGGGCCAGAUGUCCACAGUAAAAUGUUAGAUCACGAGCACUGGCAUUCAAAACAAGUACGUGGAAGGCACCAAGAACAUCAUCAUGCUUGUUUCUUAAAGCCUUAUUGUUCUUUUUUUGGUUUAGAAAGUGUAUCACCGUUAGCAUCCCCUAAAAUUGGCAUUGGAUCUUUUGACAUGAAUCAUGUUCAAAUGUGCUUAUAUUUGCCUUAUCUUCACUUUGAUACCUAUAAGGUCCUUGUGAAAAGGAGAGAUUUCGUUAAAAAACGAAUCGAGCAAGGUCGAUCGAGACCUGUUCCUCAACAAGUGUCAAAGCUUGACUCACAAGAGAUUCAAGUCCUCUGGCAGUAUCUGGGACACGACCCUCCAGUAAAUGCUCGGCGUACACUAGAUCAAUUUGGAUAUCCGAGUCUUCUCGAUACAAGGGCGAGAGAUGAUGAUCAGAUGCUGUAUAAGAUGACCAAAGAACGGCAUACCAAGUCAAACGGUACAACAAAUAACACUGCUGACGGACAGAGCAAUGUAGCUCGGAUGAUGAGACCAGCUCAGGGAAAUGAUAAGGAAGAUGCAGUUGAUGAAAAAAGUGACGAUUCCGACAACCCAAGCGAUAGAGAUGCGAUGUCUGAUGGCGACGUUCUAGAUGGAAAUGUUCUUAUGGUUGAUCAGCUCUGGUUAUGGGUCAUUGAUGGUUCUGUUGUUACUUUCUUCUCUAGUAGAGCUGGACAGAAAACGGAUGGAAGGCUAUUUCAACAAGCUGACCUUCGAGACAGCAUUUUUAAUGAAGUCAACGCUGAUCUUACUUCUCGCUGUGAAAAUGCGUAUGACCUUGCAGCUCGUGAGCAAUUUUUCUUCUGUUUUAAUAUUCCCUGA